Molecule: messenger RNA, 357 nt
Organism: Drosophila mauritiana
Lineage: Eukaryota; Metazoa; Arthropoda; Insecta; Diptera; Drosophilidae
Product: transcription elongation factor 1 homolog
Exons: 2
Coding region: 92-340 (82 amino acids)
Biological process (GO): transcription elongation by RNA polymerase II
Cellular component (GO): transcription elongation factor complex
Molecular function (GO): RNA polymerase II complex binding
Source: RefSeq, a predicted model, not a curated record
CAAAAGUGAAGUCAGAAGUGUGCCAGAGCAUAUUAAAUAAAAAUUGCAAUUGCAAUAUAUUAAAAUAUAUCUUUUCUUCUGAUCUUCUGCCAUGGGUCGUCGCAAGUCCAAACGCAAAGGAGCCCCAAGAAAGAAAAACAUUCAGCCGCUGCCCAUUCUUUUCGAUUGUCCUUUCUGCAAUCACAAGCAGUCCUGUGAAGCAAAACUGGAUAAGGUGAGAAAAAUAGGAAGAGUUACCUGUACCGUGUGCCAGGAAUUUUUUCAAACGCAAAUCAACUUUCUCACGGAGGCAAUUGAUGUAUUCAACGAUUGGAUUGAUGCUUGCGAGGAGGAAAACUAACGUUUAACACUUUUUAA